AUGUCAUUAAACGCCGUAAAGAAAUGCGGCCUCAAUUCCAGGGAUCAUCGCCUUCGACCAGGAGAUCAUGUAUUGCAAAUCGGUAACAUCAGCACACACGGUAUGAGCAGUCAACAGGUGGCAGCGAUUCUUCGACAACAGGACACAAUCGUGGAAAUGAUUGUUGGACGGCCAAUCAACUAUGCCGAUCGACCACCUGAUAAGCAGCGGUCAUAA
Molecule: messenger RNA, 216 nt
Organism: Ostertagia ostertagi
Lineage: Eukaryota; Metazoa; Nematoda; Chromadorea; Rhabditida; Trichostrongylidae
Source: the annotation of a GenBank genome assembly